Messenger RNA from Exophiala viscosa, 2496 nucleotides. Its product is annotated as P-loop containing nucleoside triphosphate hydrolase protein. The coding region runs from base 394 to 2496 and encodes 700 amino acids. Gene Ontology annotation, molecular function: ATP binding; ATP hydrolysis activity; microtubule binding. Gene Ontology annotation, biological process: microtubule-based movement. Gene Ontology annotation, cellular component: kinesin complex; microtubule. Lineage: Eukaryota; Fungi; Ascomycota; Eurotiomycetes; Chaetothyriales; Herpotrichiellaceae. The transcript has 3 exons. The record is from RefSeq and is a predicted model, not a curated record.
CCUGCUCUCUUCGAUAUUUUCAGUGCUCCAACUACUGCAGAGUUACCGCUGAAAAGACAGUUGAAAUAAAAAAGCCCAGUCCAAAAAUAUCAAGGUCACGAAGCCUCCGAAGCAGGAAACCUAACUGUGUCACGCGAAGAAUGGCAACGCGUCUUGCCGUCUCGUCCCCCAGAUCUCACUCUGCUGUCGUGGCGCAGCCAAGACAAGCCCGACAGGAUUGAAAUCGCAGCAGGCUACCAGUCGCGGCGAUCACUCUGCCGAAGUCUGCCGAGUUGAACUCGCAGCAUCUUUCCAACCCAUACGCUCCUCGCCCACUUGCGUAGCCUUUCAUCAAACAUCGGCGCCCACCUCCUUACUCCUGACAAUCACGGAACACAUUACUCUCUCACCCUCAUGGGUUAUCAUUCUUGGACGUUCACAGCGCUGGUGGACGAGCUACGUUAUGUUAGGUCUAUCAAAAUUCCCAGAAAUGCCACCAAAGAUGACUUGGUUAGUCUCUUACGACACAAUGACGAACAGCGCCACAAGUUCCAAGCCAUGAAGAAUGAAACCACGCCUCGUGUUAAGCAACCAGCCCCGAUAUCCUCAAAGUCCUACAACGAAUGCCCACCAAUGCUACUAUGCCUGGCAGCCUUGACCGUCGGCCUCGUCGCUAUACAGAUCUUCAUGAAGUUCAUAUAUUCCUAUGUGUGUACUUUGCCUUGGCUGCCGAUUCCCGAUGCGUUGGCGGACACGUGGUUGUACUCUGAAGUUUUGCUGGAUAUCGUGAUGGCUGGGGCUAUUGUUUUGGUGACCAUGUAUUGGGGUUCGUGGUAUCUUGGGCUCUGGUUCAACUUCCUAUCGGUUUCGGCUUAUCCGAAUCUCCUGCUUCCGUCCUUUUCCAUCACGAAGUCAUACCUCCGUGGCGCACUUCGACCGUUGAAGGUGACCAAGUAUCCCACUAUGGUUUUGCGCCUUCUGAGACUGAACGCCCUCAUUACGGCAUGCACUCAGGAUCUUCAAAGCCAGUACUGCGAUAUUCUUCAACAAGACACUAGUCUAUCGCUUGCACUAGUUGACUCGUGCCAGCAUCAGGAGGAGGUUUCGCCCACACUGGAAAUGGCAACCGUUCAUCCGCAGGCGCGGACGGAAUGUGACGAGGGAGUAUUGGGCACCACAGCCUUGGAAAAGCAACAACAACAUACUGGACAACCACACACAAUACGACAGCAGUAUCAGGGACAGAUUGAACAAGUGGGACAGCAUACCAAUGAUGAUCUCCGGACAUUGGUGCACGAAGGCCAAAACGCAAUCCAAGAUAUACAAGGCUUCUACGAAAGUCAAAUCGUUGAGCUGAAACAGGCUUGUGACGCGCAUGUUACGGAGAUCGAACUAUUGAAGGCCAUGCUCGGAGAUUCUGAACAGCAAAAGGCCAUUCAGCUAGAGGUCCACAAGUCCGCUGCCCUGAGAUCUCGGGCUUUGUGCGAAGCCGUGGUGAAGCGCCUUGUGCGUGUCAGGCAACGGAGCUGGGUGCUGGCGCGCUUCUUUGCUCCUGCCAACGUCGAUCCCAAAUCCGCCAACGUCAAGAUCGCUCACGAUGAUCCUUCCGCGAUUGAGAUACAUUCCGAGAACAACAGGGUUGAGAAGCUUCCCGGGUUCCUUAGUGUUCUUCCCGCUGUGGCCACUAAUGCGGAUAUUUGGCACAGUGUACGACCACUGCUGAUCAGUCUCCUUGAUCCAAGCCUGCAGCCGGAGUAUCUGGUGACCAUCGUCGACGGACAGACUGGGAGUGGCAAGUCAUUCACCAUGUUCGAUCGUGAUGACAGCGUUAUGCCGUUGACAGCGGCAGAACUCUUCGUGCACCUGAACCAGGAAGGCUGCAAUUUUACCGUCGAAUGUGCUGCAGCAGAGGUAUACCGAGGCAAAGUCGAAGACCAGUUCCGAAGAGAAGCUCAGGAGCGACGGAAGGAUGUCAAACGAUGGGAAGACCUGCAGUAUCGCAAUUGCACAUCGGCCAAAGAACUGACGCAGAACCUUCGAUACGCGCAUCAAAAUCUCCACCGGUCAGUGACCGGUAGAAACUGCCGUUCGUCGCGAGGGCAUUUCUGCGUCAUUAUCCGUAUCCUCAGCCAUGAGUCUAAGUCUGGUGCGCGUCGGCCGAAGGGCGUCUACUCUCGCUCGAUCGUACUGGUUGAUCUAGCAGGAGCGGAAAAGGAAGAGAAUGGAGCAUGGGAGACCGAGUCCUUGAGGGUGGAACGCCAAGCAAUCAACCGCGAUCGUACCGACUUUCACACUUGGCUCGAGGGGCGCUGCGACGGACACUUCUCCAGACCCACGAGAGCGUUGGGUACUUUCUUGUGGCCUGCAUUGGCUGACGAGGAGCGAUGUCUCUUGGCUUAUAUCUGUUGUCUGAGAUUGGCUGAUGCGUCAGAUGUCGACGCUCAGCACUGGGCGGAGGAGGAUGCGAGACGCGCUGGCAAGGUUGCUUCCACAUGGCUAAGGCGCGAAGUCAAAUAA